Messenger RNA from Cuscuta campestris, 3149 nucleotides. Lineage: Eukaryota; Viridiplantae; Streptophyta; Magnoliopsida; Solanales; Convolvulaceae. The record is from the annotation of a GenBank genome assembly.
GAAAUAUCGGUUUUUUCUGACUUCUGUUCCUUCGCUUCAAUGGCUAGCAACUCUCAAUUCCCUAGCAUGCAGCCGCCUCGACUUCCUCUAGCUGGUCCUCCUCAAAGUGCUUAUACACCCAUGCCGGUGCCGCCACAGUUCAGACCACAUAUGGUUCCACCACAGCCAUUCAUCCCAGGACCUUCUCAACAAUUUCAGCCUCUCGGGCAUACAAAUGUUAUGAUGCCUCCCCCUCCUUCACAAGUCCCGUUUCCUCAGCCAAUGCAGCAGAUGCAUGGUAGAUCUAUUGCAGGAGCGCACAAUGUUCCUUCACCACAGGCAAUUCCACCACCACCUGAUUUUGCAAACAGGCCCGUCACACCUGUUGCUCUUCAACCUCAACAAAACUUUCAAAUGUCAAAUAACUAUAUGCCUUGCCCCAAUGGAUCAAGUUUGCCAGUUUCUUCUUCGUUCAAGAUGGAUUCAGAGUCUUCUGGAAGUCUACACAAGGCACAAAAAAGCAAUUCUAUGUUUCCCGUUGGCGGACAGCCAUGUGUGUUGCCUGGGAACCCUAGCAAUAAUUCUAAAAACAUGCCCAUGGAGCAGAGCAAAGAACCCUUGCUAAAAAGGGGAGAAGAAAGCAAUACCGCUAUUUUGGAAGCAAAUCCUAGGCUUGGAUCUGCUGAUAAGAUGGAGUCAAGUUGGAUAGAACAUACUGCCCGCACCGGCAAAAAAUAUUAUUACAACUUGAGGACAAAAGUAUCUAGCUGGGAGAAACCUUUGGAGUUGAUGACUGCAAUUGAGAAGGCUGAUGCUUCCACCAACUGGAGAGAAUGUACAAGCCCUGAUGGGAAUAAGUACUAUUACAACAAGAUUACCAAGGUGUCCAAAUGGGCAAUACCUGAUGAAUUGAAGUUGGUUCGCGAGAUGGUCAAAUUGGAGCCAAUCAAGGUGUUAGAACAAGAAAACAGUGGUGUCUCUCAUACCCUUGAUAAAACAUUGCUUUGUAGUGCCAAAGCAUCUCCUAGCGCAGCUUGUUUAUCAGCCUUACCUCAAGAAGCUGGAGCAAGCCCAAUAUCAGUGGCAAUAGUAGUCACUAACGAACUGUUAAGCCUAUCUGAUAAUGUAUCUAAAUCACCAACCGAGUCAGUUGGCAUGCAAACUCCUUCCAAAACUGCUUCACCAGUUGUCAAGUCAGAUGGACAUGGAGUGUCUACCACCCCAGCUGACCCUAUCACAACUCAAAUGGUUUCUGAGAUUUCUUCAGUUCAUGAUGCUGCAGCUGAUACAGAUAGAGGUUCUCCAGGAAAGACACAGGAAGUUGAGAAAAGUGCUGGAGUUUCUGAAAAGGGAAGUGUUGCUUCGUCAGAUGAGAAAUUGACUGAGCCAUCACCCUUAGUUUACCCUAGCAAACUGCGAAAACAGGCUUUUAAUGAGUACGUGGAACAAAAGAAAACACAUGAAGCAGAGGAGAAGCGUGCCAGACAGAAAAAAGGGAAAGAAGAUUUCAAAAUAAUGUUAGAGGAGUGCAAAGAGCUAACAUCUUCCACUAGAUGGAGUAAGGCAAUAUAUAUCUUUGAAAACGACGAACGCUAUAAAGCUGUUGAACGUCCAAAGGAUCGUGAGGAUCUUUUUCAAGAUUACAUACAAGAACUUGACAAAAAGGAAAGGGCAAAGGCGUUGGAAGCGAACAAGCAAAAUCGAAUUGAAUACUUGGAAUUUUUAAAAUCCUGUGACUUCAUUAAGGCAAGCAGCCAAUGGCGGAAGGUCCAAGAUCGCAUAGAAGCUGACGAAAGGUGCUUGUGCCUGGAGAAAAUUGACCGCUUGGAAAUUUUUCAGGAGUAUAUUCGUGACUUAGAAAGGGAAGAGGAGGAGCAGAGGAAAUUACGCAUGGAGGAAUUGAGGAAAACAGAACGUAAAAAUCGUGAUGAAUUUCGCAAGCUGAUGGAAGAGCAUGUUUCUGAAGGUGCUCUCACAGCUAGAACUCACUGGCGUGAUUACUGCGUGAAGGUGAAAGACUCACUUGCCUAUCUUGCUGUAUCAUCCAACACAUCGGGGUCAACAGCAAAAGAUUUGUUUGAAGAUGUUGUAGAGGAGCUGGAGAAGCAGUUUGUUGAUGAUAAGGCUCGGAUAAAACAUGCAAUUAAAGUGCAUGAGAUUGCCCUGACAACAAGUUGGACAUUUGAGAACUUAAAGGCUGCAAUUUCAGAAGAUAUUAGCUCACCUCCCAUAUCAGACACUAACUUGAAGUUUGUUUUUGAAGAAUUACUGGAAAGAGCUAGAGAAAAAGAAGAAAAAGAAGCUAAAAGACUUAAACGUCUUGCAGAUGAUUUCUAUGAACUUUUAAGUGUUUCCAAGGAAAUCACAGCAUCGUCAAGAUGGGAGGACUGCAAACCAUUUCUUGAUGACAGGAAGAUGAGUGAAGAGGGCUUUUUGCGAGAUAUAUUUGAUAAAUUUGUUGCUGGCCUGAAAGAAAAGGCAAAAGAGAAGGAAAGAAAGCGAAGGGAAGAGAAGGCCAGGAAGGAAAAGGGAAAUGAAAGGAAGGGGAGGGAGAAAGAAAAACAUAGAAGGGAUAAAGACAGAGAAGAUGAAAGCAGGAGUAGGAAAAAAAGGGGCAGGAAGGAAAGUACAGACAGCGAUGAUAAAACUGAGUCAUACAGUUAUGAAAACAACCGAAGAUCUGAAAGCGAGAGAGGAAGGAAACACAGAGAGCAACAGCAUUCACGUUCCAUUGAUGAAGGUGAAAAUGAGAAGCGUGGUCAAUCAAGGAGUACUCACCAAAACAAUAAUCGUGAUCACAAGAAGUCAAAGCAGGAGUCCGUGGAGCACCAUGGAUGGGCAUCUGAAACAAAACCUGAUGGUCACCACAAGAAAUACAUGAGAGAUUACCGGAGGAGCGGCGGCAGCCAUCAUAGAAAUGGCAGCGAUUAUGUGGACGGCGAGGAUGGGGAGGUUCGGUAAAAUUCCGUUUUUACUUUCCCAACUUGUCAAUUCUGAAUCUCGGAUAGAUUUGUAUUAUUUGGGAAAUUCAUAUGCAGGGAUUAACUGUAAAAUGUGUGUAUUUUGCAAUAAAAAAACUUUGGCUGCUUUGAAAUUAAAAAUAAAAAAGGAGUUUCUAGGAAGGGGACGGUGGUCUUGAGAUUAGGGACUAAUCAAGCAUGUUCUCCGUA